AUGCCUAUUCCAGAAGCUCACGGGGGAAAAUUACAGGAUUUAGUUGCAAGGGAUGAGCCGUUAAGGUCCAGUCUCUUACAAGAAAUCGAAAACAAAAACCUUCCUUCAAUCACUUUAACAGAAAGACAGUUAUGUGAUCUAGAGCUUCUUUUGAACGGAGGGUUCUCUCCUUUAACUGGUUUUUUGAACGAAGAUGACUAUCAGAGUGUUGUACAUAAUAUGAGACUCACAAGUGUCAAAGAUGAAAACACACACAAAGGACUAUUAUGGCCAAUCCCAAUCACCUUAGAUGUCAGUGAAGAAGAAGCGAGAAAACACAGCAAAGGUGAUAGAUUGGUCUUAAGGGAUUUGAGAGAUGAGCAACCGUUAGCCAUUUUGACCAUCGAAUCUAUCUAUAAACCAAAUAAGGCUGAAGAAGCGAAAUUCGUCUUUAGGGGAGAUCCAGAACAUCCAGCUGUGAGGUACUUGAACGAGACAGCAGGGGAAUAUUAUAUUGGUGGGUCUCUUCAAGGCUUGAACUAUCCAAAGCAUUACGACUAUGUUGCAUUUAGGAAAACUCCAACUGAUUUAAGAAAAGAAUUCAAGAACGUAGGUUGGGAUAAACAUAACGUCGUUGCUUUUCAAACGAGAAAUCCAAUGCAUAGAGCACACCGUGAAUUGACAGUUCGUGCAGCGGAGGAUCUCGGUCCAGACGGCCAUAUCCUCAUUCACCCAGUAGUUGGAUUGACAAAGCCAGGAGACAUUGAUCACCACACUAGAGUGAAAGUGUAUCAUCAGAUAUUGAAAAAGUUUCCUGACGGCUUAGCUACAAUGUCGUUGUUGCCAUUAGCUAUGAGAAUGGGUGGUGAUCGUGAGGCAUUGUGGCAUGCCUUGAUUAGAAUGAACUAUGGAGUAGACCAUUUUAUUGUUGGUAGGGACCACGCAGGACCAGGAAAGAACUCUAAAGGCGUUGAUUUUUAUGGACCCUAUGAUGCGCAAGAGCUUUUGUCUCAGAUUGGAGACGAGCUCAGUUCUAAAAUCAAAAUAGUUCCAUUCCGAAUGGUAACUUAUUUGCCCGAUGAAGAUAGAUACGCUCCAAUUGACACUAUUGAUACAUCAAAAGUAAGAACAGCAAACAUAUCUGGAACAGAAUUAAGGCAACGAUUAAAAGAUGGUACUGAUAUACCUGAAUGGUUUUCUUAUCCAGAAGUUGUCAAGAUCUUGAGAGAUUCAAAUCCACCUAGGUUUAAGCAAGGUUUUGUUAUUAUAAUUACUGCUAGCGAGCAAAAAAACAAAGAAGGGAACUAUUUAGCUUUUGCACUUCAGUCAACUUUGAAUCAAUUUACUGGAGAGCGUAGAAUUACUAAAUUACCAGGACAUUCACCGGAUGCAUUUAUCGUAAAUGAGCUCGUGAAGGCUGGUUCCGGUGUUAUUGUCACCACAUCGGAUACAAAAUCAAUAGUUGAUGCCGUAGGAAAGAGUAAUGCAUUAAUCGUUGAUGUGGGUACACACAAUACUGAGCCUGGCGUUUUCUCGUUAGUGGAAAAGAAUGGCGAGUAUAAUAUCUCAGAAGUUAUUGAAGAAAUUGUGAACCACUUGAAUUCAGAGAGAUUUUAUUAG
Messenger RNA from Priceomyces carsonii, 1599 nucleotides. RefSeq names its product sulfate adenylyltransferase (gene MET3). Bases 1 to 1599 code for a protein of 532 amino acids. NCBI's taxonomy places the organism in Eukaryota, Fungi, Ascomycota, Pichiomycetes, Serinales, Debaryomycetaceae. Gene Ontology annotation, cellular component: cytoplasm. Gene Ontology annotation, molecular function: sulfate adenylyltransferase (ATP) activity. Gene Ontology annotation, biological process: sulfur amino acid metabolic process. The record is from RefSeq and is a predicted model, not a curated record. The transcript has a single exon.